Messenger RNA from Raphanus sativus (radish), 1577 nucleotides. RefSeq names its product acyl-CoA-binding domain-containing protein 2. Bases 255 to 1325 code for a protein of 356 amino acids. NCBI's taxonomy places the organism in Eukaryota, Viridiplantae, Streptophyta, Magnoliopsida, Brassicales, Brassicaceae. The transcript has 6 exons. Gene Ontology annotation, molecular function: protein binding; fatty-acyl-CoA binding. The record is from RefSeq and is a predicted model, not a curated record.
CAAACAACACGUACGCUUCUUCACCAGUUAGACGCUUUUGUGAUCUGUCGUCACUCGUCGCCAAGUGUUUUUUUUUUAGGUUCUGGCGUCUUUUUAACUUUCAAAAAAAAAAAAAGUCUUAAGCGCAUACAAGGAAAAAGAAUAUUGAAGCAGAGUUUGUUCCUUUUUGUCUCCCCAGAUCCAUAACUCUCUGUUUUGGAUUCCUAGGGUUUUAAUAGUCGUCGUUUGUUUUCUUUCAAUCAUAAGAAAAAAAGAUGGGUGAUUGGGGUCAGCUAGCUCAGUCUGUGAUCUUAGGUUUGAUCUUCUCUUACCUAUUAGCCAAACUCAUCUCGAUCGUCGUCACGUUUAAAGAAGACAACCUCUCCCUCACUCGCCACCACGAUCCCGAACCGGAAUCGAAUAAACCGGAGGUUGACUCGCGCCGCAGCAUCGUCGAAUCGUCUACAGGCGAGGCCGACUCGCUCGUGGCGGAGCAGGGUAGCUCCAGAGGGGAUAGCGUCGCUGGUGGUGACAGCGAGGAGGAAGAAGAAGACGAUGAUGAUGAUUGGGAAGGCGUCGAGAGCACGGAACUCGACGAGGCUUUCAGCGCGGCUACUCUGUUCGUGACUACCGCCGCCGCGGAUCGGCUGUCGCAGAAGGUGCCUAGCGAGGUUCAGCAGCAGCUUUAUGGAUUGUAUAAGAUCGCUACGGAAGGGCCUUGUACUGCUCCUCAGCCUUCAGCUCUCAAAAUCACUGCUCGUGCCAAGUGGCAAGCAUGGCAGAAACUGGGUGCUAUGCCACCUGAGGAAGCGAUGGAGAAGUAUAUUGAGAUUGUCACUCAGCUCUACCCAACUUGGUUAGACGGUGGCGUGAAAGCGGGGAGUCGAAGUAAGGAUGAGGCGGUCUCUAACUCAGGAGGAACCAUGGGGCCAGUUUUUAGCUCAUUGGUUUAUGAAGAAGAAUCCCAAAAUGAGUUGAAAAUUGAUGCCAUCCACGAAUUUGCUAGAGAAGGAGAAGUCGAGAAUUUGCUUAAAAGCAUUGAAAGCGGCAUUCCUGUUAAUGCAAAAGACAGUGAAGGUCGCACACCAUUGCACUGGGCUAUAGACCGUGGUCACCUCCAAAUUGCUAAGCUUCUGGUCGAUAAGAACGCUGAUGUGAAUGCUAAGGACAACGAAGGCCAAACCCCUUUGCAUUACGCUGUUGUCUGCGAGAGAGAAACCAUCGCCGAGUUUCUGGUGAAGCAGAAAGCUAACACAGCCUCUAAAGAUGAUGAAGGUAACUCACCACUCGAUCUCUGUGAAUCAGACUGGCCCUGGCUCCGAGACUCUGCAAAGCAGACAGGCUAAAACCAUAUUUUACUAACCACAGAGAUGCCCGCCCUCUUCUCUACUUCUGCAAUGUAUAUGAUGAAAGUGACUUAGUAAGAAAGCUCUUCUUUUAAAGUUCAACUCUCAUAUCUCCACCAUAUCGUUUCCAACAGUAUCUCACUUGCAUGUUUCCAAGUCUUAUAUUGCAACUAUCUUUUGUGUCCCUCUUUGUGAAACACAUAUCGUAACCGGUUUUUGUUGGUUUGCUAUAUAAAGAGAGGGUUUUUUUUU